AUGUUUCCUCUAAACGAGCUGGGUGCGCUUGGUGCGGGAGAACUAGGUGCGCUUGGGGCUGAUGAACUUGGUGCACUUGGUGCGGACGAGCUGGGUGCGCUUGGUGAUCCAGAACCAGAUCCUAUUCCUACUCCUAAGCCGAGUCCAGCGCCAACUCCUAAUCCAGAAUCUUUUCCUACACCUGCUCCAACUCCUAAUCCUAAACCAACUCCUAAACCACUAGAUGGUUUUGCAGAACUGGGAGCACUUGGUGCAGAAGAACUUGGUGCGGGAGAGCUUGGUGCGCUUGGUGCGGAUGAACUUGGUGCGCUUGAGGCAGACGAGCUUGGUGCAGGCGAGCUGGGUGCACUUGUUGCUGAUGAACUUGGUGCGCUUGGUGCAGGAGAACUUGGUGCGCUUGGGGCAGAUGAGCUUGGUGCACUUGGUGCUGAUGAACUUGGUGCGCUUGGUGCAGACGAGCUGGGUGCGCUUGGUGCAGACGAGCUGGGUGCGCUUGGUGAUCCAGAACCAGAUCCUAUGCCUACUCCUAAGCCGAGUCCAGCGCCAACUCCUAAUCCAGAGUCACUUCCUUUACCUGCUCCAACUCCUAAUCCUAGACCUAUUCCUAAACCACUAGAUGGUUUUGCAGAACUGGGAGCACUUGGUGCAGAAGAACUUGGUGCGGGAGAACUUGGUGCGCUUGGGGCAGACGAGCUGGGUGCACUUGGUGCAGACGAGCUUGGUGCGCUUGGUGCGGAUGAACUUGGUGCGCUUGGUGCAGACGAGCUAGGUGCGCUUGGUGCAGACGAGCUAGGUGCGCUUGGUGCAGACGAGCUGGGUGCGCUUGGUGCAAGAGAACUUGGUGCGCUUGGGGCUGAUGAACUUGGUGCACUUGGUGCAGACGAGCUGGGUGCGCUUUGUGAUCCAGAACCAGAUCCUAUGCCUAUUCCUAAGCCGAGUCCAGCGCCAACUCCUAAUCCAGAGUCACUUCCUUUACCUGCUCCAACUCCUAAUCCNAUAUAA
Molecule: messenger RNA, 1002 nt
Organism: Polistes dominula (European paper wasp)
Lineage: Eukaryota; Metazoa; Arthropoda; Insecta; Hymenoptera; Vespidae
Product: translation initiation factor IF-2-like
Source: RefSeq, a predicted model, not a curated record